This is a messenger RNA of Anopheles funestus (African malaria mosquito), 6146 nucleotides long. It is a transcript of the gene mthl1, whose product is annotated as probable G-protein coupled receptor Mth-like 1. Gene Ontology annotation, molecular function: G protein-coupled receptor activity. Gene Ontology annotation, biological process: G protein-coupled receptor signaling pathway; cell surface receptor signaling pathway. Gene Ontology annotation, cellular component: membrane. The record is from RefSeq and is a predicted model, not a curated record. NCBI's taxonomy places the organism in Eukaryota, Metazoa, Arthropoda, Insecta, Diptera, Culicidae. The transcript is spliced from 8 exons. The coding region runs from base 1018 to 2853 and encodes 611 amino acids.
ACUUCAGUCGCUUUCUUAUUUUUCUUGCGUUCGCACAUAGCAAGCGGGAGCUGCCGUUCGUUGUUCACGUUCGCGUAAUUUAUUUCCAUUCCGACGCAGCGACGGGAUUUCGCGCGCGCUCGUGUACCCUGUGAGUAGCAGUUGCAUGUAAAACAUUGGUGCAGUUUCUGGCAAGCGGCAAUAAAAAAAAGAGAAAACUUACCAGCCUGAGUGCGUUCCAGUGCGGUUGUUUUGUGGGGUGCAUUGUGAAUAGGUGUGAAUAGUGCUAGAUCGGCAAACAACGCCAACUAAAAGGAAGCUGCCGUAAGGUGCGUGGGAAUUCCUUCUUAGCAGUGUCAUCUUGGUGCUUUGGACUACUCAUCGAUUUGUUUAGUUUUCGUUGGUGCCUCCUAAGUAUAUCGCAAGCAUUCGCCAGACAUCAAACGCGCCUUACUCUAUGACUCACACCCACAUUGGGGUGGGGGGAAAAUCGUGAAAAACGCUUCUCACCUUGCUGGGAGGCUGCGUUGGGGACGGAACGAGUGAAACGUGUGUAGCAUAAGAGGAAUUCAGUCCGCAAGUCGGCAGACGAGUAAGUCGAUCACGCACCACGACAUACAAAAGGGAAAAUAUUAUCGGUAAAAAGAAGAAGGCCCGCAGAAGAAAAUGUGUGUGGCUUAUGAUGAUGAUCUACGAUAGAGUGACGCGUUUGUGUGUGUUUAGUGUUGUCCGUAUUGUCGCGAUUCGUCCGGUUUUUCCCGUCGAUCUGUGUCACGUGAGUAGAAUGUGAAGUGAAAAGCCUCGUUUGUGGGCAUUGCAAGAAGAAAAUACAGCAAGAAAAGUGAAGAUCAGGCGAAGGCUGGAGGAGAAGAGUGCAGUGUUCGGGUUUGUGAUAUUGUGUGAUUCUUUAGUAAAAAAAAGGUGCGACAAGAAGAGAAAAGUGUGCGAAAGCAGUGGAAGUGCACCGGAAGACGAGAGCACGAAACUAGGUCCCAUCGGCGCUAGGAACAGAAAAGAAAAAACAAGCAUUGACCAAAAAUGAGCAGCCUACUUUCGUGUGUGGUGUUCGGGUUGGUCCUGCUGGCCGUACCCGGAUUUGCCGGCACACGGCCACAGGAGGUGCGGAUCAACAAAUGUUGCCGGCUCGGGGAGUUUUACAACGUGGCUGAGCGGCAGUGUGUGGCGGGUGGUAUCGCCAAAUGGGUACCGCGCAUCUUCCUCCCAGCGAAGGGACAGCUGUACAAGGACGUGGGAUCGGCUCCACCGUUUAUGAAGUUUACCGAGCAACAGCAGCCGGACACAUGUCCACGGCCGACCGUGUAUGCGGUCGAUUUGGUAACGUUGAUGGGCAAUGGAUCGCUCUUUCUGAACCAAAAGCAUGUGUUGGUCCCGGUGCCGGACUAUUGCAUCGAUGAGAAGGUUGCGUUGGUAUGUCCGGAACGGCCGGCGGAUAUGUUCGGAGCGGGAACUGAUGAUGGUAAAGGUGGUCAGAUGGAUUCGUUGCAAGCGCCGGAAAAGACGAGCAUUGUGCUGAGAUGCUGCGGUUCCAACUUUGCCUACGACCGAGGUAAUCGAACGUGCUCGAAGUUACCCCGAGGGCAUGAGCUGUUUGACUCUCGCAUUGUAAACUCACCGUACGUGGAGUUGAGCUAUGGUUUUCCGGCCUGCAAGGAGCAUGCAAUUGCUGGACCAUUUGAGGAAUCAAGACUUCAGGAACAAACCGGAUCGGUAACGAUCGAUUCCGGGAAGAUUUUCGCAUCCGGAGAGUUCUGUCUGGAGCAUGUCCGGGAGGACGAUCGGACGGUGUACGUUUUCACCUGUUCCGAGCACUUCCAGCCGGCCUCGGUGCCCAUCGCUAAGCAGGACGGUCGUUUGGUACUGUACUCGGCCGGUUUGCUCAUCUCGACCAUCUUUCUCGCCGCUACACUGGCCACCGGUCUGCUCGUACCAUCGCAACAUCACGUGCUUCAUUGGCGCUGCCAAACGCACUACGUUGCCUGUCUGCUGGUGGGCGAUCUGCUGCUUGCCAUCACUCAACUAUCCGGCAACUCCAUCACCGGUCCGGCCUGCACGACAAUAGCAAUCAUGAUGCACUUCUUCUUCCUGGCUGCAUUCUUCUGGCUUAACACGAUGUGCUUCAAUAUCUGGUGGACUUUCCGUGAUCUACGGCCAACAUCGUUGGAGAAAAGCCAGGAAAUCUGUCGGCUUCGGAUCUACGAGGUGUACGCGUGGGGUGUCCCGCUGGUUAUUGCGGGCGUUGCGGCCAUUCUGGACAACCUGCCGGACAGCAGUGAUACCUACUUGAGGCCACGUUUUGGUGAAGCAAAAUGCUGGUUCUACGGUAACAUGGAAAUGCUGACCUACUUCUUCGGACCGAUCGGUAUACUGCUCGGCGUCAACCUGCUACUGUUCGCCUCAACCGCCCGUCAGCUGACCUGUGGCCUAUGGAAGCGGGACGAUGUCAAAUCAACGACGGAACGCCGCGGUUUGGUUUCUUCUCCCUCUUACAGUGCUGCGUUGGGGCGCGUCUGCCUCAAGCUGGUCGUCGUGAUGGGUGUCACCUGGGUGGCGGACGUCAUCUCCUGGGCCGUCGGUGGACCGAACUACAUCUGGAUCGUGACCGAUCUGAUCAACGCACUACAGGGCGUUUUCAUCUUCAUCGUCGUCGGCUGUCAACCGCAGGUCUGGGCCGCCAUGAAACGUCUGUGGAACUCAAAAACGGGACGAUCCUUCACAAACACGACGCACGGACCACAGCACUCCAGCUCGUCGCACGGAUUGCCUUCGAUGGGCGAAUCGAUCACGAACAACACCUGUACGAACAACACGACGACCACCACCUCGAACCGUGUACCAAUGGAAACGGUCUGUUGAACGCCGAAGGUGAGCCAAAACUUCACACUCAAGCGGUUGGAAUAAUGCGACCAACCCAAGAAAGCAGAUGAUGUUAGCCAACUAGGGACCCCCAAAAACACACCCACGUACGACGAAGAUGCCAAACGUGUCGAAUCGGAAACGACGACGACCAUACCGUGAUCGACGAAUCGUUCAUGGAUGGUCGGAAAAUGUGCUUUUUUAUCAGCGUUGGCUUAGCAAACUCGAUCAUCAAAUGUGUGAUCAUUAUCAUCGUUCGCGAUCAUUUUCCUGCCGAAGGUUUGUGAAGCACCAAACACCAAUUCGGUUAGACUGGAUGAGAGUAUUCGUAGGAGAGGAAAGUAAGAAGUAGUAAAGGGAAGAAGGAAGCAGUAUGUUGCCUUUAUAUAUCCCGGAAACAAAAGCGAUAACGUAGGAAACAACACAAACCCGAUCAGUCAAAAUUGUUUCCGUUCUACUUCCCUUGUUCUUCUUCUAGCGCUCUAUAGCUGUAGGGAGCAUACACAUAAACCUUUCCCUUCAUGAAACGUAUACACUAACGGAUAAUAAUUAAUAUUUAAUAAUAAAUUAAAUUUCUCACUCAUAUUUACCGUUCAUGCAAAUCUUGCUAAGCACGAUGAGGCACACCGGGCAAGGUGUUAGUUAAAAGAGGGAGGAGACGAGUGAAAAUAUGUUGGAACGCUUUUCCCAAAAAAUUUGGGGAAAAAUAAACGAAACAUCGUUUACCAUCGCAAUAACAAAAAUAUAUGAUUUUCUAUUUUUAAAUCAGUAUUUUGUUCACUCGUCCUCUCUACCUGACGACGCCUGGUACGGUGACGCCCUUCAUUAGACAAGAUGCGCUCUUAGUCUAGGGAAACAUUAACACUUGAUAGAGAGAUAAUACGAAUGUUGAUGGUUUUUCGAGGAAGAAAAGCAGAAACAUUAGCACGAUGAUGCCUAACCUAAUUGGUCGACUUUUCGUAAUAAGUAGAAUAGCAUUUGCCAAAACCAGAACAAAAUCCCAAAAAAUUUAGCAGACAAUUCAAGAUCAAGCGCCCGUUUAAUGCGUAAUGUAUAUUUUAUGUUAAAAAUGUUUUUACCUGGUGGUUGCAGCUCGUUGAUUUGCAUCCUCCCAAGUGGAUGGACGAAUAUCUUCGAGAUGAUACCCCUAUGACGAACCGACAAAACACCUAAGGAUGGUAUUUUUAAGUUUAAUUAUUAUUGUUGCAUUAAACAAACACUGCCUGCUGCUGGAAACUUCUUGUUUGUUCCUUUUAUUUUCCUGCAAUGGAAACACACAAAAAUUGGAAUCCAUGAAAGUAAUAGGAACGGAACAGAUGGACAUGGAAGAUUAUUUAGAGCUUUACUUACGUUGUAAGAUAUGUUCUGUUUCGUUAACGCUUUCGCAAAAAAGCUGCAACUGUGUAAUGAUAUGUUUAGUUUGGCUUGUAGAAUAUUAAUUACUUAACACACUUACCCUUUGCACGAAUGUAUUUAUGUAAAUAGUGUAUAAAACUUUGUUCGUAUGAGUUAGCUUUUAUGAUAUGUUUCUGCUAAUGGGAUUGAAGCGGUAAGAAAAAUUUUCUUGCUGGUAGAAGAAAUGCUUUUCCUUUCAUUUCCCGUUACGCUGAUCCUUGCUCUCAUGGAGAGUGAAAACAUUGUAUAACACCGUUUGAUAUCGUGUCCUUUUUAAUGCUAUAUACACGCACACUUAUAUGCAUAAUGAACGUGUUAACAAUAACAAUAAUUAAAAUUAUACAACUGAAUAUAGGAAGGGAAAACAAUAACGCAAAACGUACAUUUAGAGCAAUUCGAACGAGCAGAAAGUGGAACUCGGUUUUAUUCUUCUUUUAGAAGCGUUUACAAAAUUUUAUGCCAAAUGGGAAAUCGAUGCGAAGCGAAACAAAAAAAUCGGACCCGGUUUUAUUCUUUUUUGUACGAUGCGAUUUACAUAUGCUACCGAGCAGCAAAUUAAAGCGAAUAACAUACAUAACGUUAGGGGAUUUUGGUAGAUGAGGUACAACAAAUCGAAAGUAAAAGAGCCGCCCACCGGAUGCAAAAAAAAAAUAAUUACAUAAAUAUCAUACGAAGUCAUUACAAAAUAGCAGUUGCGCGUUUAAACACGCUUAAUCAUACGAUCAAUAGAAAUUUUCACAUCUCAUUGUAGCACUUUGCUCCCUGUACAAGGACACCUUAACGAUAGUGACGACAUAAAACGGUUCAUUCAGAAAUGUUCUUUUAAUGCAUUCAACUUACAUAAACACAUACGUAUCGUUGUACUCCUAGAUGCAGCUUUGGCUAGUAUUACAGUAGAAGUUUUGCAUAAACCGAGCAGUAUCAGCAUUGCGAAAAUAAAGAGAGAAAAACAAACAAAAACAGAAGCAGAAGCAGAAGCAAUGCAAAUCAAUUACACUUCUCUCCAAUUAAGCUAAAAACGUAGUUAAUCAAUUCACGAGAUAGAUGUGCUAAUCCAGAAGGGGCGAUAAAUUGCACCGACAACAGUGCCCGAUCUGUGUGCGAAAUGCAAGAUACGAAAAGCAACAUAAAGAGAGUAUCAGUAUUUUUUUUGCAUAUUUGCUUACUACACACACACACACACACACGUAUAAAAGGGAACAGUUUUCUCAUUUAGGUGAAAAAGAAGGACUUUUCGAUGUUUAAAUAAAUCGAUCCGAUGUAAAGUGUGACAGUUGCAGCAUUAGUUGCAUUCUCAUUUCCUCUUCCAAUUAUUUGGUAGAUUAUCUUCUCUUCUAUCUGGUUCACUACUUCAACUCUUCACGAUCUUUCUUGUUCUACUCUGAUUGUUUUAGUUUUCGAUGUUAAUAUUCUUUCUUGUUUUUUCUUUGCUACUUUCUUAAACUUUGGUUUUUGUUGUUCUAGCAAAUAGCUCCAGAAGAUUAGAUCAUCAACGUUAAAACACUUCUCUAACUCAUUGUUGUCACAAUAUCAUAAAACAUUAUUAUCAAAACGUUCACAUCUCGCCAACAAGUCGAUAGUAUAGAAAAUAUUAUAUGAACAAUAACAUUCGCUGUAAAUUUGAACAGUUUAAAUUGAAGAACAAAAAAAAACAUAUGCGCGCAUCGAAAGCACGCCAUGUUUUCUUUCAGAACAAUAUACAACAUUCGGGCCGAGAUUUGUAGGGAGGGAGCAAAAAUGUGUACGAGAGGGCGAGCUUAUACUGCAGUUGCGAUACAAACUUUAUUCGAUACAAGCGCAAUAUAAAGGUGAUACAACCUUAGCACUACUAUAAACAAACAUCUAUUAUCGAACGGCGGAACCGUGUAGUAUGGAGAAUAAAAAUCGAAUCAAACGAA